This is a messenger RNA of Siniperca chuatsi (mandarin fish), 1595 nucleotides long. RefSeq names its product olfactory receptor 6N2-like. Gene Ontology annotation, molecular function: G protein-coupled receptor activity; olfactory receptor activity. NCBI's taxonomy places the organism in Eukaryota, Metazoa, Chordata, Actinopteri, Centrarchiformes, Sinipercidae. The record is from RefSeq and is a predicted model, not a curated record. Bases 145 to 1074 code for a protein of 309 amino acids. Gene Ontology annotation, biological process: G protein-coupled receptor signaling pathway. The transcript has a single exon. Gene Ontology annotation, cellular component: membrane.
GCUGCCACACCUACACCUCAGGAAUAUGUAUAUCAAAGAUGUUUCUCUAUAGUGACACUUUAUGAUCUGCACAUAUUGAGGUUGCAAAUGUUUGAUAUAAAACUUGAUUUAAAUGAAUGAAAUUGUGCCAGCUGACAUAGUUUAAUGGAUAAUGUUUCUGUGCUAACAUCUUUUAUACUUUCAGGAUUAAAUUACACAGUGCAACACAGAAUUAUUCUCUUUGCUCUCACUUUACUGCAUUACUUAAUAGUUUGGAUAGUAAAUGUUGUUCUCAUCAUAACCAUCAUAGUGGACCGAAAACUUCAUGAGCCUAUGUACAUCUUCCUGUGUAAUCUGUCUAUUAAUGGACUUUAUGGGACAGCAGGCUUUUACCCAAAAUUCCUCAUGGAUCUUCUGUCUCCCUCUCAUGUCAUCUCUUAUGCUGGAUGCCUUCUGCAGAGUUUUGUGAUACACUCAUCAUCUGGAAGUGACUUAUCAAUUCUAGCCGUUAUGGCCUAUGACAGAUACGUGGCUAUAUGUCAACCACUAAUGUAUCACUCUGUUAUGACGACGCAAAGAAUAUCUCUGUUAGUGGCCUUCUCUUGGCUCUUACCUCUUUUUUGCAUGUUCAGUAACACAAUGACGAUUUUCCAAUUGAAGUUAUGUGGCUCACACAUCCCUAAACUUUACUGUUCAAACGUACUAAUUGGUAAACUAGCUUGCUCUACCUCUAUAGCAAAUACUAGUAUUGCAUAUUUCAACAUUGCUAUUUACAUUGUCCAUUUUUUCUUUCUUAUUUGGUCUUAUAUGUAUCUGGUCAGAUCAUGCCAAAGAUCCAAACAGAGCAGGAAGAAGUUUAUGCAAACAUGUGUGCCACAUUUAGUCUCUUUAUUCAACUUUAGCUUUGCUGUGCUUUUUGAUUUAAUGUACACACGAUUUGGCUCGAGAAUGUUAUCACAGAGCCUUCAGAACUUCAUGGCAAUAGAAUUUCUUUUAAUUCCUCCAGUUAUGAAUCCUCUAGUAUAUGGGCUAAAACUGACCAAAAUUCGAAACAGAAUUCUUGGUUUUAUUCAAGAACAGAAAAAAAGUGUCUAGCCAAGGAGAGUUCCAGCUCUCAACUCAUCACUGCUUGAACAAGAUACAUACAACUUAUUGUUAACUUAACAUUAAUAUAAUUGACAGAAAUAACAUAAUUUAAACAUAUGACCUAAUUAUUAAGGAAUCUGAUGUUUAAAAGUGCAAACCUUAACCAUUGCAGUGGCAGCAAACAGUCUUAUAAAUUAAAUAUUAGUCUUAUAAAUUCUGUAAUGGCCUUAUGUAACAAUACCAACAGAAGAUAUUGCCCUUCCGAUAGGGGUGUCAGAUCACAAAAUGCUCCUAUGUGUUGUAUUGGAAGACAAUGAUAAACAAUGUAUUGUGUCAUUUAGAUUAGAGAAUGUAUGGAAUAUAGCAUAUAGGCCUGUCUGGUUUGCAAGUUCUUUAUAUGAACAACGCUUCUUCAGAAUGACUUAUGUCUAUGAAACCUGCUGUUUACUGUUUCAGUACUGUUUAUUGUACAGUUUAUUGUACUCCACCCUGGAUCAGAUAGAAUUAAAAAAGUUAGUAGGCUAAAAAGA